AUGAACGCCGGAACUUGUCAAUUCGCCGCUAAGAUUCGGAUCGCUCCGAUCAAUCAAGCUGCUCCCGUGUUCACGACAACCGCGUCGAUUCUCAGAUCUCUCACAAAAUAUUCGCCUUACAAGGCGAAUUCCAACUAUGAUUGGAGCUAUCUAAGCGAUCUCAAUCUGGCCGAUCCGAAUCCAACAAGCGCUGACCCGAUCGAAAUCCUGAUCGGAGCAGACUUAUAUGGCGAAUUGCUGCUUAGCGGCGUUCGUAAAGGCGCCCCUGGGCCCAAUUGCGCAGCAACCAUUUUCGGCUGGGUUUUGUCGGGGCCCAUGUCCGAGCUGUCGACGCAAUCGCGAGCGAUCACCGUUCAGCAUUGCGCGAAUUCGGAGGCUCUAGAUCAGGAGCUCAGACGAUUCUGGGAAAUCGAAGAAACUCCUCGACAGGCUCUCCCCAGCCCUGAAGAGCAGCAAUGUGAGGAGCAUUUCACAGCCACGCAUUCGCGCGGUGCUGACGGUCGAUACACAGUGCGCCUUCCGUUUAAGAACGGUCCGCCGAUCGACAUCGGCGAUUCGCGCCACACGGCUGAACGCUUCCUGCGAGGAUUGCAUCGUCGCUUCCUUCUACAUUCCGACCUUCGUGCGGCCUACGCCGAAUUUAUGCACGACUACGAAUCAUUAGACAUAUGA
Molecule: messenger RNA, 672 nt
Organism: Nylanderia fulva
Lineage: Eukaryota; Metazoa; Arthropoda; Insecta; Hymenoptera; Formicidae
Source: RefSeq, a predicted model, not a curated record